This is a messenger RNA of Pyricularia grisea, 1157 nucleotides long. RefSeq lists its product as uncharacterized. Gene Ontology annotation, cellular component: prospore membrane; lipid droplet; ascospore wall. Lineage: Eukaryota; Fungi; Ascomycota; Sordariomycetes; Magnaporthales; Pyriculariaceae. The coding region runs from base 72 to 959 and encodes 295 amino acids. The record is from RefSeq and is a predicted model, not a curated record. The transcript has 2 exons.
CGGCCAUCCAUGAACGACAUUUAUCACACAGAACUUCUUCAACGACAUACUAUGGUCUUUUGAGAAAGAACAUGUCGUCCUCGGAUCCCUCUGCGACACAACCAUGGCGCUCACGAGCCCAGGGACUUCUUGAGCCGGCGGAGCGGCCGCUCGGCUACCUAACUCGAGCUCUCAAAGCUGCCGCAUAUCCUAUUUGGGGUAUCUACUACUUCAUCCGACAUCCUGAAUUCUAUCCGCUGUUUGCCGGUCGAUUGAUCCCUCUAUCGAUAAUGUCCUUCCUCGUAUACUUUAUACUUUUUACUUUUGCCUUUCUGCCGCAGUUUGCUUUCCUCGCCAUCUUCCAUGGAUGGGCGGCGUGGUUCAAUGCUGUAGUCCUUGUGCUAGGCGAGGGACUUGUUAUAAUACAGGCUCUUUUUGAAGGGUUCUUUGUUGAUGAGUGCAGAGUCGAUGUUUUUGAUGCGACCCUCAUCAACCACGGACUGAUAGACCUCAUUGCGCCACACCGACUUCUCUUCCCUGAUGCUCCAAACUCAGUGAAGAUGCUAGGAAAGCCGACAACGGCAGCGGCUUACUCCCCUUGGAGCUUGACGCAAAUUAUCGAGCUCAUUGUCUUCCUACCUCUCAACCUCGUCCCCGUCGUCGGCGUCCCAGCCUUCAUUGUGAUCACAGGCACGCGUCUGGGAAAGUUGUGUCAUUACAGGUGGUACAAACUACGAGGCCUGAGUAGGCGGCAGUACAAGGAAGAGAAUGCUACCAGAACAUGGGAGUACGUCUGGUUCGGAACGGUAGCCAUGAUCCUGGAACUGGUCCCAGUGCUGUCGCUAUUCUUCUUGCUGACAUCUACUGCCGGCUCGGCUUUGUGGGUCGUACGGCUCGAGUCUGAGAAAAGGAGGGCCUUGAAUCCUGAGGAACCUGUUGCGACGGCUGAGGCUGUCACUUAUGAAGAUGAUCCAGUCUAGGGAUGGAUAUGUUGAGCCAAUGGUUGAUUUAUGGUUGGUAUCAGAAGAACAUGUUCUAAGUUUAGGUCCUAGUCCUAAUAGCUUGCCUCGUCUUGUUCAGUUGCUCUACAGUAAGCGAUCACACAGAAUGAAUGUCUCGACGAGUCCAUACGCUUGCUUGUUCCUACUCUACCAAUCACAUAAGAUAGCUGACGGUCG